CGGCUCGCGCUGUGAGCCGAUGGGGGCGGGGAGAAGCCCGCCAGCGCCCGGACAAAAGCCAGGUCCCCGGCGGCUGCGGGAGGCUGGAGCGCUCCUAGCAGUGGGUGGUGACUUUGGCCUGUAGACUGAACGCCGCGCAUUGACUUUCUCGGAGAGGUAGCGCAGGGCCUUCUGUAGCCAUGUCGGCCAAGGCGAUUUCCGAGCAGACAGGCAAAGAACUCCUCUACAAGUACAUCUGCACCACCUCGGCCAUCCAGAACCGCUUCAAGUACGCCCGGGUCACCGCUGACACAGACUGGGCCCACCUGUUGCAGGACCACCCGUGGCUGCUCAGCCAGAGCUUGGUGGUCAAGCCAGACCAGCUGAUCAAACGGCGUGGAAAGCUGGGCCUAGUUGGGGUCAACCUCACUCUGGAUGGAGUCAAGUCCUGGCUGAAGCCACGCCUGGGACAGGAGGCUACAGUUGGCAAGGCCACAGGCUUCCUCAAGAACUUCCUGAUCGAGCCCUUUGUCCCCCACACUCAGGAUGAGGAGUUCUACGUCUGCAUCUAUGCUACCCGGGAAGGGGAUUAUGUCCUGUUCCACCACGAGGGUGGGGUGGACGUGGGCGACGUGGAUGCCAAAGCCCAGAAACUACUCGUCGGCGUGGAUGAGAAGCUGAAUCCCGAGGACAUCAAGAAACACCUGCUUGUCCACGCCCCCGAAGACAAGAAAGAAAUUCUGGCCAGCUUUAUCUCCGGCCUCUUCAAUUUCUAUGAGGAUCUGUACUUCACCUACCUCGAGAUCAACCCCCUUGUUGUGACCAAAGAUGGCGUCUACGUCCUUGACUUGGCUGCCAAGGUGGAUGCCACUGCCGACUACAUCUGCAAAGUGAAGUGGGGUGACAUAGAGUUCCCGCCCCCCUUUGGGCGGGAGGCUUACCCAGAGGAAGCCUACAUCGCAGAUCUGGAUGCCAAAAGUGGGGCAAGCUUGAAGCUGACUUUGCUGAAUCCCAAGGGGAGAAUCUGGACCAUGGUGGCCGGAGGGGGUGCCUCUGUCGUGUACAGUGACACCAUCUGCGACCUGGGAGGUGUCAACGAGCUGGCGAACUACGGGGAGUACUCCGGCGCCCCCAGUGAGCAGCAGACCUAUGACUAUGCCAAGACGAUCCUCUCCCUUAUGACCCGCGAGAAGCACCCAGAUGGCAAGAUCCUCAUCAUCGGAGGCAGCAUUGCAAACUUCACCAACGUGGCUGCCACAUUCAAGGGCAUCGUGAGAGCAAUUCGAGAUUACCAGGGUCCCCUGAAGGAGCACGAGGUCACGAUCUUUGUCCGAAGAGGUGGCCCCAACUAUCAGGAGGGCUUGCGGGUCAUGGGAGAAGUCGGGAAGACCACUGGGAUCCCCAUUCAUGUCUUCGGCACCGAGACUCACAUGACGGCUAUCGUGGGCAUGGCCCUGGGCCAUCGGCCCAUCCCCAAUCAGCCACCCACAGCGGCCCACACCGCAAACUUCCUCCUCAACGCCAGCGGGAGCACUUCAACUCCGGCCCCCAGCAGGACGGCAUCUUUUUCUGAGUCCAGGACUGAUGAGGUGGCACCUGCCAAGAAGGCCAAACCUGCCAUGCCUCAAGCCUCCAGCCAUCAACGGGUCACUCAGUCGCCUUGGUCAUUUUCUUUGACAGAUUCAGUCCCAAGUCCAAGACCCCUGCAAGGAAAGAGCGCCACCCUCUUCAGCCGCCACACCAAGGCCAUCGUGUGGGGCAUGCAGACCCGGGCUGUGCAGGGCAUGCUGGACUUUGACUACGUCUGCUCCCGCGACGAGCCCUCGGUGGCCGCCAUGGUCUACCCUUUCACCGGGGACCACAAACAGAAGUUUUACUGGGGUCACAAGGAGAUCCUGAUCCCUGUCUUCAAGAACAUGGCUGAUGCCAUGAAGAAGCACCCGGAGGUGGACGUGUUGAUCAACUUCGCCUCCCUGCGCUCAGCCUACGACAGCACCAUGGAGACCAUGAAUUACGCUCAGAUCCGGACCAUCGCCAUCAUAGCCGAAGGCAUCCCUGAGGCCCUCACGAGGAAGCUGAUCAAGAAGGCGGAGCAGAAGGGAGUGACCAUCAUUGGACCUGCCACUGUUGGUGGCAUCAAGCCCGGGUGCUUUAAGAUCGGGAACACUGGCGGGAUGCUGGACAACAUCCUGGCCUCCAAGCUGUACCGCCCAGGCAGUGUGGCCUACGUCUCGCGUUCGGGCGGCAUGUCCAACGAGCUCAACAAUAUCAUCUCUCGAACCACGGAUGGCGUCUACGAGGGUGUGGCCAUUGGUGGGGACAGGUACCCCGGCUCAACGUUUAUGGAUCAUGUGUUACGUUAUCAGGACACUCCAGGAGUCAAAAUGAUUGUGGUUCUCGGAGAGAUAGGGGGCACGGAGGAGUAUAAGAUCUGCCGGGGCAUCAAGGAGGGCCGCAUCACCAAGCCUGUGGUCUGCUGGUGCAUCGGGACCUGUGCCACCAUGUUCUCCUCCGAGGUCCAGUUCGGCCAUGCUGGAGCUUGUGCCAACCAGGCUUCCGAAACUGCAGUUGCCAAGAACCAGGCCUUGAAGGAGGCCGGAGUGUUUGUACCCCGGAGCUUUGAUGAGCUUGGAGAAAUCAUCCAGUCCGUGUACGAGGAUCUCGUGGCCAGAGGAGUCAUUGUACCUGCUCAGGAGGUGCCGCCCCCCACGGUUCCCAUGGACUACUCUUGGGCCCGGGAGCUGGGCUUGAUCCGCAAACCUGCCUCGUUCAUGACCAGCAUCUGUGAUGAGCGAGGACAGGAGCUCAUCUACGCAGGUAUGCCCAUCACCGAGGUCUUCAAGGAGGAGAUGGGCAUUGGCGGGGUCCUCGGCCUCCUCUGGUUCCAGAAAAGGUUGCCCAAGUACUCCUGCCAGUUCAUUGAGAUGUGCCUGAUGGUGACGGCUGAUCACGGGCCUGCCGUCUCUGGGGCUCAUAACACCAUCAUCUGCGCUCGGGCAGGCAAGGACCUGGUCUCCAGCCUCACCUCGGGACUGCUCACCAUCGGCGACCGGUUUGGGGGUGCCCUGGAUGCAGCAGCCAAGAUGUUCAGCAAGGCCUUUGACAGCGGUAUCAUCCCCAUGGAGUUUGUGAACAAGAUGAAGAAGGAAGGAAAGCUUAUCAUGGGCAUUGGUCACCGAGUGAAGUCGAUCAACAACCCAGAUAUGCGCGUGCAGAUCCUCAAAGAUUAUGUCAGACAGCACUUCCCUGCCACCCCCCUGCUCGACUACGCGCUGGAAGUAGAGAAGAUUACCACCUCCAAGAAACCAAACCUUAUCCUGAAUGUAGACGGUUUAAUUGGAGUUGCAUUUGUAGACAUGCUUAGACACUGCGGGUCCUUCACUCGGGAGGAAGCUGAUGAAUAUAUUGACAUUGGAGCCCUCAACGGCAUCUUUGUGCUGGGAAGGAGUAUGGGCUUCAUUGGACACUAUCUUGAUCAGAAGAGGCUGAAGCAGGGGCUCUACCGUCACCCAUGGGAUGAUAUUUCAUAUGUUCUUCCGGAACACAUGAGCAUGUAACCCUAUUACAAUAAAGUGAUGAUGAGAACUCUUCCCCUGAGAAAUAGCCACAGACAUCUGGCACUGGAGCUUGCUUAAAAGGAUGGGCCUGGAGUAUAAACAGCCCCCAGUGUACAGACAUUGAAGACCAACACCCACAGGCUAACACUAUUCAGUCUACACAAAGAAGCUUAAUAUUUUUUUUUAUAAGCAUAGAAAUAAGAACCCAGCCAAUACUUGUGACAUUUGCUUUGCUACCUGCUAUAUUUAUUAUAUGGAAGCAUCUAAGCACUGUCAGGAUAGUGUGCUUCCUCAUUGGAGGGUGUUACAAUGUUGCUUUCUUUAUUUUUUCCAUUAGCUUAAAAAAAAAAUUGUUUUUCCCUUGAAGGAAGGGAAUGACACUUUUAAGACCUCAAGAUACUUUCCAUUUAAAGGACCCCUACCCCUAAUAUCUUAUUUUUUCCCUUUUCUUCCUCAUAUAACCUAAAGAGCAUUGUAUUAAUCUGAUUUUUUUUUUUUUAGAAUCUUUUUUGUAUGUUGUGUGUUAGGAGUUUGUUUGGUAUCCCCCCGGAAUGUUCCCUGUUGCAGACCAGUGUCUGCUUGUGUCAGGGGGAAUGGGACCCACUGCAUCCUUAGCCAUUGUUACAGAGUAUGGGGAGUGGUAAUUUAAAAUGUAAACUUGUAACAUACAUAUGUUUAAAAUGGAAGUGCAAAGCAAAAAGCUGUGAAAUGUCUUGUGUCUUAUGUUCUCUGUAUUUAUGCAACCAACUUUUGUCUGUUAUUGACUCCUCUCCAGCCAGUUUGCAUCUGUAAUCCACAAAGAUUCCAGGCAGCUGCCACCUCAGUCUUUCCUCUGUAUUAUCAUAGUUUGGUUUAAAUAAACUAUAUAGUAACAAUGA
Messenger RNA from Cervus elaphus (red deer), 4414 nucleotides. RefSeq names its product ATP citrate lyase (gene ACLY). Gene Ontology annotation, biological process: citrate metabolic process; fatty acid biosynthetic process; acetyl-CoA biosynthetic process. Gene Ontology annotation, cellular component: cytosol. The transcript has 29 exons. Gene Ontology annotation, molecular function: ATP citrate synthase activity. Lineage: Eukaryota; Metazoa; Chordata; Mammalia; Artiodactyla; Cervidae. The coding region runs from base 180 to 3536 and encodes 1118 amino acids. The record is from RefSeq and is a predicted model, not a curated record.